Ipomoea triloba (trilobed morning glory) is the source of this 2094-nucleotide messenger RNA. Its product is annotated as wall-associated receptor kinase 5-like. The transcript is spliced from 2 exons. Gene Ontology annotation, cellular component: plasma membrane. Lineage: Eukaryota; Viridiplantae; Streptophyta; Magnoliopsida; Solanales; Convolvulaceae. The record is from RefSeq and is a predicted model, not a curated record. Gene Ontology annotation, molecular function: ATP binding; protein serine/threonine kinase activity; polysaccharide binding. Gene Ontology annotation, biological process: protein phosphorylation; cell surface receptor signaling pathway.
AUGAGCUGCUUCCUUGUACUACUACUACUUGUGUUGUGGGCAAUACUAGGUUGUUUUGCUCCUACCGCCACAUCAAAAACUAAUUCUUCUUCCAUAGCCAAACCAAACUGCGAUGAUCAUUGUGGGAAUAUAAGCAUUCCAUUUCCCUUUGGUUUGACAGACGAAUGUGCCCUAAACUCAAACUUCUCCAUCAUUUGCAACACCUCCUAUAAUCCUCCAAAGCCAUUUCUAAGUAGUACUGUGGAGAUUAGGGAUAUAUCAGUCGAAGGGCAGUUGAGGGUCAUGAAGCUCGUAGCUCAAAUUUGUUACAAGAAGGGCGAAGAGCUUUCCCCAUCGAGAUUUUGGUUUAAUUCAAUAUUCUACGUCAGCCGGACCGCCAAUAAAUUCGUUGCUGUCGGAUGCGACACAUUCGGUAACGUUUACGCCUACGACGACGACCAGUCUUACAAAACGGGAAGUAACUGUAUGGCCACGUGUAACUCCACACAGGAUGUUACAAACGGGACAUGCUCCGGGUUUGGGUGUUGCGAGACAGGGAUUCCUAACGUGGCCAAGAACGUGUACCAUUCAGUGGAUAGCUUGGAUUACUAUAACUACACUGCCGAUGAUGUUAAUAAAUGCAGCUACGCGUUCGUGGUGCAAAAAGAGGAGUUCACGUUUUCCUCCACGAUGCUUACGAGAAGUUGGGAUGUGGAGACAGUGCCCAUGGUUCUUGACUGGACCAUCUCGAACCAGACGUGCCUUACGGCGUGCCAAGGUAAUACCACAUGUGUUGCCGUCAAUGGUGAAGGUUAUCGUUGCGCUUGCAAGGAGGGUUAUCAAGGCAAUCCUUAUCUCUCUGGCUGCCAAGAUAUUGAUGAAUGUGAGGAUGGGAAGAACAAUUGCUCCAAAAACUCUAUUUGCUCAAAUACAGAAGGUGGUUAUAAGUGCCCUUGCAGGAAGGGUUACCACGGCAAUGGAAAGGAUGAUUUGGGCUGCAUUUCUUCUAAUCAUCCACCCGUCAUGCUUGUUUUGGGUAAACCAAUAUAAUAACCUCGUUUAUUAUUUUGUAGCACAGAGUUUGUUUCCUCUAGGGAAAAUGGAGGAUUGGUUUUGCAACAAAAGAUUGCCCAAGGCACUGUAUCAGCAGGCACGACAAGAAUUUUCACUGUCCAGGAGCUUAGAAGAGCAACCAAUAACUAUGACCAAACUAGAGUUAUUGGUCAAGGGGGUUUUGGCGUUGUCUACAAAGGCCACCUUCUUGAUGGUCGAAUAGUAGCUGUUAAAAAACCUAAAAUGAUGGACCCAACUCAAAUCGAACUAUUCAUCAAUGAAGUAAUUGUGCUCUCCCAUAUCAAUCACAAAAACAUAGUCAAAUUCUUUGGUUGCUGUUUAGAGACAGAGAUUCCAUUGUUGGUUUAUGAGUUCAUAAACAAUGGAACGUUGUUUGAGCAUCUACAUAGUAAAAACAAGGCUUCCAAAAUGUCUUGGCCAGUUCGUUUAAGAAUAGCUACUGAAACAGCUGAGGUCCUCUCUUAUUUGCACACUGCAGCUUCUCCUCCCAUCAUCCAUAGAGAUGUUAAACCAUCAAAUAUUCUCUUGGAUAAUGACUACACUACUAGGGUAUCUGAUUUUGGUGCCUCAAGAUUAGUUCUACAAGAUCAAACUCAAUUGGUAACUAUGGUGCAAGGAACAUUAGGUUAUCUUGAUCCAGAAUACAUGCAAACCCACCAGUUAACAGAAAAGAGUGAUGUUUACAGUUUCGGAGUUGUGCUAGUAGAACUGUUAACCGGUAGGAGGGCAGUAUUCUUCAAUGGUCCAGAGGAGGAGAGAAAUCUAUCUUUACAUUUCCUUUCCUCGCUCAAAGAGAAUAGGUUACUCAGGAUUUUCGAUGACAACAUUGUAUGUGAGGGAAAUACAGAAGAGUUAAUCGAGGUUUCCUUGCUUGCAGAGAGGUGUUUAAAUGUCAAGGGGGAGGAUAGACCGACUAUGAAGGAAGUUGCAAUAGAACUAAGUGGAUUGUUGAGAACAUCAAAACAUCCAUGGGUUAAUAAUUCUGAGAUCACCAUGGAAUCAGAGGCUUUACUUAUUGAGCCAUCAAUCCCUCUUCGAUAG